CUGUCUUUAUUUUUUCUUGAAUGCCUAGGGCGCUGGUAUAUCCGGGAAGGCUGGCUUUUGGUUGUGCCCUCAAAGGGCGAAGAAUUGAAGCGCAGGAUGUUCUUCCUUUUUUCUGAUAUCUUUAUUUCAACAAAGCCCUGCCACCCACUGCACCUGCUGAACUCCAAUAAAUUUGCCUGCACAGCUGUCUAUCCCCUUCACCAGUGUGUAGUGGACAAAGUAUUUGGCCACACUCAGAGUGAGGGAGGGCUCCUCAGUCUUUCCUUCCCACACAAGACACUGUUGUUGAUGUCCACUGACCAGCAAGAUAUUAAUGACUGGCACCAGAGUCUUACAACUGCAGUCAGGCAGCUGAAAGCCUGAGCCAUCUGUGUACAAGACAACCUAGCAGGAUGACUGCCUCUCUUGAUAGAAGCCAACAUAAAUUCGGAAGCAUUCAGGGAUGUACAAUAGGAGAGCUGUGUUAGAGGAACACUGAACUUGUGAGAUUAGGAAUGCAUUAAACACCUUUAGGAAUGCAUUAAACUCUCUUAAACACCUGGGCAAAAAAUGAUUAUGCACAAUCAAUUUGUACAUUAAGAAAACUUUCCCCAACUUAUCUUACUACCUUCUAGCUUCUCUACCCUUUUUCUCUUGAGAUUAUUAAAUCUGAGUCCAACUAGAAGAAACCUUCACUUGCUUGCUCUCAUUAAACAUUUUUUUAUCCAAACCA
Messenger RNA from Meleagris gallopavo (turkey), 712 nucleotides. Lineage: Eukaryota; Metazoa; Chordata; Aves; Galliformes; Phasianidae. The record is from RefSeq and is a predicted model, not a curated record.